CAAGAUGAGAAGGACGUUGUACCUUCAGAGGCGUUGGCCUGCAGCACUAUCAGUCUUCUGCACAUUUCUCUGACUGUGGCUGUAGUGUCAAACAUACAGCUUCAUCUGCCCAGUUGAAACUGUCUGUUAUUUAGUCCAGUUUUACACCAUCUGAAGCCUUUUGUUGUGUAAAGGACUCCAGCAUGUUUCCUUUCAUAUAUUUGGUCAUCCUGGGGCUCUGCUGCUGCACAAAAGAAAGCAAUGAGGUCCAACUGGAUCGUCCACGACUCAGUGGCCCCUCAGUAGCUGUGUUGUAUGAUGUUGUUGACUUCUAUUGUGAAAUUCCCAAUCUAGAAAAUAAUGAAACAAUCCUUUUGAGCUUAUUCAGGAAGGAUGACCGUACAGAGGUGUUGGGAGAUUACCCCAUUAAACCUGGGCAGGAGAUCGGAGUCUUUCCCAGGGAAAUCAAAGAUGUGUAUGAGGGCUACUUCGAGUGUGUGGCAAGCAUACAAAACAACACUGAGAUAAAUGCUACUGUCAGCCAACCACACUUCUUUAAGGUUGUUGAGCCAGUCAAAGGUGCUGAGAUCGUUAACACGGGCCCAACAGAAUUCUUUGAGGGAAACAAUCUAGAGCUACAAUGUAAAGUUGAAGCCGGAAAUCAUGUGUCCUACCAGUGGUUUCUUAAUGGACGCCUCAUCACCCUGUCUCCUUUCCACUGGAUUGGAGAUAACCGGUUAAUAAUCUCCAGAGCGUCCUCUAAAGACAGCGGCUCCUACAUGUGUCAGGCUAAAAACGUCUUCAACGAAACCACGGUCUUCUCCUCCAACAGCUCGGACGUUCUUAUCACAGUGAAAGUCUUGGUAUCUACCCCUGAUAUCUCAUUCACCGUGGUGAAGAAGGACGAUCACAAUUAUUUAGCCAUCAUCACUUGCCAGUCUGAAAGAGGAGAUCUGCCUAUAACCUUUUCACUGUACAAGAGCAAGGAACUUAUCGUCAAUGCGACAGUUUCAGAAAGACACGUCACCUUCAAGGUUCCAGCGGUCCUGGACCAGCACAGCGGAUGGCUACAGUGUCAGGCAAACAAUGGGCAACAGGUGGAAUACAGUCGGUGGUUUCCUUUUGAAAUUGUCUCAGUUGCUGGCCCAGUGACAGUCCAUUCUGACCAUGACAUGGCAAGAAACUAUGCUGUUGUUCGCUUGAGGCUGUACUGCAAAGCAGCAAGGGGAACUCACCCACAUUUCCAAUGGUACCUCAACCAAACUCCUCUACGUGACAGAGGAAGCUUCUACUAUGUGGUCGAUAAGCCGCCAGAACAAUCCAUACUGCUGCUGUCAGUGGGUAGCAGCAGCUCUGGGAAGUACCGCUGCGAAGUGUGGGACAGCUUCGACAACAGCACGGUUAUAAGUAGCAAAAAGCUCUAUGUGGAUAAAGAAGUGCUAAACCGCCUUUCCACCUCGGUGGUGGCGUCUGUUUUCAGCUGUUUCACGGUCCUGGUUCUCCUGGUGUUGUUUUGUUGUCUGUCAGGAGUCAUGUUCAGUGUGAAGCACCAUCAACAGAAGUUAGAUUCAAGUCUUGAAAUGGACCAAAUACUUGUUGCGUCUGAGGACGAAAUGGACUUUGCAGAAUACUCUGAGGACCCUGAUGUGGCGAGAGCACCUAGAGAGGAUGAAUUUUAUCUGGAAUCUGAAGCUUCUGAGGAUGACCAAAUCGAGCUGGAGAGGAGCACGCUGGAGAAUCUAGCUGAUGAAGAAUCAAACUAGAGACAUUUUUUUUAAUCAUAAAUGUCUUCAAUGUCUUCGAAAUGUUAUAUACUUAUUACAGCAUGUUUAUUUUUCAUUGGUAUGAUACAUCAGAAUAUAUUAAAGAGUUUUUGUUCUCAUGA
Molecule: messenger RNA, 1864 nt
Organism: Girardinichthys multiradiatus
Lineage: Eukaryota; Metazoa; Chordata; Actinopteri; Cyprinodontiformes; Goodeidae
Product: hemicentin-1
Biological process (GO): cell-cell adhesion
Cellular component (GO): cell-cell junction
Molecular function (GO): cell adhesion molecule binding
Source: RefSeq, a predicted model, not a curated record